Messenger RNA from Paraglomus brasilianum, 1296 nucleotides. The record is from the annotation of a GenBank genome assembly. Lineage: Eukaryota; Fungi; Glomeromycota; Glomeromycetes; Paraglomerales; Paraglomeraceae.
AUGCGUCCACUAUUUACAAGUCAAAUUUCAUUGUUGGACAUCAAUGAAGUAUCAGCGCCAUUGCAUGUGUUUGCUGCCGAAUUAGACAUAGGCUGUUGCCCAUUCUUUCCUAAAUAUGAAACGUUCUGCAGCCUUAUUUCAUUCUGCGAAUUUACAGACCUUAGACAGGGUGCAUUUGAAAGAACACAUUUGCAUACAGCAUAUUCUGCUGCUACAACACCAAAGUCAACAAGAAGCAGUCAUACAGAUAUAACCUCGGAAUUGACUUUGACAGGAAGUUGCACACUUAUAGACGUUGGAAGAGUGGAUGCAUUUAGUACGCUGAGAGAAAUAGAGUGCGAGUCGAUUAUGUCGAUGGGAACGAUAUCUUCAACGACACGCCACAUAAAACAAACAAUACGCACACAUUUAUACGGUCUCUGUCCCCGCUGUCACGAACCAAAGAUAGAUCAAGUAUGGUGUGGAUUUUGCUUAACGCCGCAUAUUAGCUUGGGUUGGACGUCCGGAGAUCGGGUAUUAGAUGAGUUUAUUAGGAAUACACAGAAAAAUGUGAGAGACUAUCAAGAGAAAUUUUUGGAAUGGGUGCCGUGGGAAAGGCUUGGUGAGAUUAGAGUUCGCAAGGACAAGAAUGAACACAAGUAUGGAAAAGCGUUCAUAAACGAUAAGAACAGUGAAGGACUUGGAAUCGGAAAAGCUAAAAAACAUGUCGCUGUUUGGUUUGAUGGUGAAAGAGACAAGCGUAUUGGAGAUCGAACUGCUCCUGUUAAGGUUAUCUUGGAGCCAUUAGAUUGCGACGGUUUUUUUACAUCAGAGUACCUUGAGAAGUUAAUCAAAAAGUACCCAUUCAUAACAUCUCCCGACAACUACACGAUAUACGGCAUAAUAGGCGAAAUUGUUUGGGAAACACAGAGAAAUGUUAAAAAACGGUCAGACAUUUUCUUAGAACAUGUGCCAUUUAGGAGGUUUAAAAAUAUCCGGAAAAUUGGCAAGGGGUGUUAUAGUGUUAUAUAUGAAGCGAUUUGGAAGGAUGGAAAGAGAAAGGCGUACGAAAAAGGGAGGACUAGUGAGACUAAGGUCGCGCUGAAGCUGUUAAAGGGAACGGGAAGUGAGGGUGUGAGCAAAGGCUUUUUUGACGAGCUCAAAACUCAUUACCUACGUGCCAGUAGUGCCCACAUCUACUUUCCAACACUUUACGGCAUAUCUCAAGAUCCCACUACUGGUGAACUUAUCCUUGUAACCCAACUGGCUACGAAUGGCACGCUCCGUGACUAUAUCCGGAUUGAACAGCAUACAUGA